Messenger RNA from Rosa rugosa (rugosa rose), 1271 nucleotides. RefSeq names its product probable prolyl 4-hydroxylase 10. Gene Ontology annotation, biological process: peptidyl-proline hydroxylation to 4-hydroxy-L-proline. Lineage: Eukaryota; Viridiplantae; Streptophyta; Magnoliopsida; Rosales; Rosaceae. Gene Ontology annotation, cellular component: endoplasmic reticulum. Bases 146 to 1030 code for a protein of 294 amino acids. Gene Ontology annotation, molecular function: L-ascorbic acid binding; procollagen-proline 4-dioxygenase activity; iron ion binding. The record is from RefSeq and is a predicted model, not a curated record. The transcript has 8 exons.
CGAGCAAAGUCUUUGAAAACAAAGCGCGUAGAGACGUGUGUACUGAUGAUGCUGUAAUCUCUCUCUCUGUUUCCAGAUCUCCGAUCGAUCCUCAAUCCCAAUUUCUAGGGUUUCUCCAAUUCCAUCUCCAUCAAAUCUCAAAACCAUGGCGGUUAAGCCCAGGCACGCGCGCGUCGCGGGUCGCAAAACGACGUCGUCGUCCUCGUCCUCGACUCUGGUGCUGACCUUGCUCGUCAUGGUCACCUUCGUCAUUCUCAUUCUCCUCGCCCUCGGAAUCCUCUCCGUUCCGAGCGGCGGCUCCUCCGGCGACUCGCCCAAGGCCAACGAUCUCAGCUCGAUUCUGCGCAACGCCGAGAGGAGUCAGGGAAAUGACGGAAGCAAGGAGCAGUGGGUUGAAGUCAUCUCGUGGGAGCCAAGAGCUUUUGUUUAUCACAAUUUCUUGACACAGCACGAAUGUGAUUAUCUAAUCAAUCUAGCCAAGCCUCGUAUGGAAAAGUCGACAGUAGUUGACAGUGAAACUGGAAAGAGCAAAGAUAGCAGGGUUCGUACAAGCUCUGGAACAUUUCUGGCUAGAGGACGGGAUAAGGUUAUCAGGAACAUUGAGAAAAAGAUUGCUAAUUUCACCUUUCUACCUGUAGAACACGGGGAGGGACUUCAAAUUCUCCACUAUGAAGUCGGACAGAAGUAUGAGCCUCACUUUGACUAUUUUCAGGAUGAAUAUAACACUAGGAAUGGAGGUCAACGUAUAGCUACAGUUCUGAUGUAUCUCUCAGAUGUUGAAGAAGGGGGUGAGACUGUGUUCCCUGCUGCCAAAGGGAAUAUAAGUUCUGUGCCUUGGUGGGAUGAGCUAUCCGAAUGUGGGAAAAAAGGACUUUCUGUUAAACCUAAGAUGGGAGAUGCUCUGCUUUUCUGGAGCAUGAAUCCUGAUGCAACUUUAGAUCCUUCAAGUUUGCAUGGUGGAUGCCCUGUAAUCAGGGGGAAUAAAUGGUCAUCUACUAAAUGGAUUCGUGUGGACGAGUACAAAAUUUGAAAAACUAUACAAGAGGUUAUACAAGUUCUUAUGUUACUGCUGUACUCGUCAAAAUCUCAAGCCCGAGCUCCAUUACCUGUGCUUCCAACUAUCAUUCGUAACCUAGUAAACUGGUGGACACCUGCAUGGCCUGGAGAUUUUGAUGGACUAGUUAUUGCUCUACUAAUUCAAGUUUUGUAUGUGAGCUAUAUUCUUGUUACCACUUCCACUGAAAAAUAAGCAUCCAUAUUUUUCCUUUUUA